AAAUAGAUACUGACAGUGUGUUUAAGAGGAAAGAAAAGAGAUUAUCACUGAGGGAGAGAGAGAGAGAGAUGGGUAGGAGUCCUUGCUGUGCAAAAGAAGGACUGAACAGAGGAGCAUGGACAGCUAUGGAAGACAAGAUUCUCAAAGACUACAUUCAAAUCCACGGUGACGGAAAAUGGAGAAGCUUACCCAAGAAAGCAGGUCUCAAGAGAUGUGGCAAGAGUUGCAGGUUAAGAUGGUUGAAUUAUCUGAGGCCUGGAAUAAAGAGAGGAAACAUAACACAUGAUGAAGAGGAGCUCAUUAUCAGGCUUCAUAAUCUCCUGGGAAACAGAUGGUCCCUGAUAGCUGGGAGGCUCCCAGGACGAACAGACAAUGAAAUAAAAAACUACUGGAACACCAUUAUUGGCAAGAAAUUGCAAAACCAGGAAUGUUCCUCUUCUUCAAGGCAUGAUAAGCAAAUCAAAUUUAAGCAAUCUCAACGCAGAAUAAAACCCACAAUUCAAACAUCCAUUUCCAUUGUAAAUGCUGAUGCAAAAAAGAUUUUCUGGACAAAAGCUUCAAAGUGCAGCAAAGUUGUCAUACCGAUUAAAACUGGAUCGCAGAAUCCUGUUGAUGACAACACGGUGGUGCCACCACCCUCAAUGCCAAAUAUCUCCGGCGACCUCCACAGAUAUUGGCAGUUCACUUCAGAGGACGAGGAUAAUAAUAAGAAUAGUAGUAGUUCAUCUGAUUUAAUGUUGGAUUUUGAGAUGGAUGAAGAGCUUCUAUCUGAUUUGCUCAAUGCAGAUUUCUCUUUGCUGAAUUACAAUUUGGAAAAUGGAGCUGCCAGUGAAACUAACACUGUAUGUGAGCAUCCCAAGUUAUCACUAAAUUCUGAAAAAACCCUGCUGCUUUUGGAUGAUGAAAUCCAGGAUUCAGGGUUUCCCUCCAUGGAUGCUUUGAUUGAGUUUGGUGAAAUCAAUUGGAUUCAAGAUUUAGAAAAUAAAGGAGCAGCAGAAGAAGAAAAGGUCUAAAAUUGCUAGGCAGCCAACAGCUUUUAAGAUAAAAUAAUUUGCUAAUAUUUUAAAGGAAAAUCAAUGAAACUAUCUCUGUUUAACC
Manihot esculenta (cassava) is the source of this 1098-nucleotide messenger RNA. Its product is annotated as transcription factor MYB1. NCBI's taxonomy places the organism in Eukaryota, Viridiplantae, Streptophyta, Magnoliopsida, Malpighiales, Euphorbiaceae. The record is from RefSeq and is a predicted model, not a curated record. The transcript is spliced from 3 exons. Bases 69 to 1013 code for a protein of 314 amino acids.